UGUUUCUCUCUCUUAUUUUUAAAUAAAUAAGUCUAACACCACAAAUAACCCUACAAUUAAUCCCAACCCACAAAACAACAAAUUCAAACUCCCUACCAAACUCUUUAAAAGGCCCCAAUCUCCCCCAAUAACAAAUCAUCUCACAAUGGCUUCUCUUCUUCUCUUUCUCCUCCUUGUGGUCUUCACUCUCCCAUCGGCCUCCCUCGCCGUCACGAAAGCUGAAGUUUCGUAUCUCAUUGGUCGUCAACUUUUGGCUCUAAGAGAACACGAUGAUCUCCCAGAUAACUAUAAAUAUGAUGCUGAAAUUGAUCCCCAUGAAACUUUCAUAAAUGAGAGGUUGAAGAAGGCUUUUGUUGCCCUCAAAGCUUGGAAAUCCGCCAUAUAUUCUGACCCAUAUAACUUCACUGAAAAUUGGGUUGGCAAUGAUGUCUGUCUUUAUAGGGGCGUUUUUUGUACUACGGCGCUUGAUGACUCCACCGUUGAGGUUGUGGCUGGCAUUGAUUUGAACCAUGCCGACAUUGCAGGCUACUUGCCACCCGAGCUUGGACUCUUGACAGAUUUGGCAUUAUUCCAUAUCAACUCUAAUAGGUUUUGUGGGAUAAUUCCUCGUAGCUUUUCUAAGCUCACUCUCAUGUUUGAGUUCGAUGUCAGUAACAACCGGUUCGUUGGCCAUUUUCCAGAGGUUGUCUUUCAUUGGCGUAUCGCUAAGUUCCUCGAUCUUAGGUUCAACGACUUUGAAGGAGAAGUCCCACCGGCACUCUUCACUAUGACCUUCGACGCCAUAUUCUUAAACAACAAUAGAUUUAGUUCCUUCAUCCCGGAUACCAUUGGAAACUCCACUGUAUCCCUUGUGUCCUUUGCGUACAACUACUUCCAUGGCUGCAUUCCUAGUUCGGUCGGCCAAAUGAGCAGCCUCAACCAGGUUCUCUUUAUCGGCAACAAACUCCAUGGCUGUCUUCCAGUCGAGAUCGGAAAGCUUGUCAAUCUAACGGUGCUUGAUAUCAGCAAUAAUAGCUUUCCUGGCUGGUUGCCUGCGUUAUCGGGGCUCAAGAAUUUGCAGUAUUUGGACGUUAGUUACAAUGAAUUUAGAGGCUCUGUUUCUGGGGAGAUAUGCAAAUUGCCCCAUUUGGGAAACUUUAAUUUCUCCUUUAAUUAUUUUGAUAAGCAAGAUGCAGAGUGUGUGGCACCUAAAGAUUCAAAAAAGGUUUUUGAUGAUGUCCAUAAUUGCUUACUUAAUCGCCCGGAGCAAAGAGAUGCUGAGACUUGUAGCUCUUUUAUGAUGAAAUCGGUGGAGUGUAGAAAUUGUGGUGAAGAUCCUACUACAAGGUCUCCGGUGGUGGUUCGUACACCGCUACCAACUCCAGAAUCUCAUCAUCCAGUUCCAUCCUCACCUCAUCAUCAUCACACAGGUGCACCCCCUGCUCCCCAAGUCGAGACUCAGGCGGGCGCACCCCCUGCUCCCCAAGUCGAGACUCAGGCCGAGACUCAGGCGGGCGCACCCCCUGCUCCCCAGGUCGAGACUCAGGCGGGCGCACCCCCUGCUCCCCAGGUCGAGACUCAGGCGGGCGCACCCCCUGCACCCCAGGUCGAGACUCAGGCGAGCGCACCCUCUGCCUCCCAAGUUGAAGCUCCGUCCCAAGUUGAAGCUCCAUCGGGCGGACCCCCUGCCCCCCAGGUUGAGACUCAGGCGGGCACACCCCCUGCCCCCCAGGUUGAGACUCAGGCGGUCGAGGCUCCAUCGGGCGCACCCCCUGUCACUCAAGAGGCUCCAUCGGGCGCACCCCAUAUUUCCGAACCCCCUGUUUCCCAAGUUGAGGCUCCAUCGGGCGCACCCCCUGUCACUCAAGAGGCUCCAUCGGGCGCACCCCAUAUUUCCGAACCCCCUGUCUCCCAAGUUGAGGCUCCAUCGGGUGCACCCCCUACCUCCAAAGUUGAGGCUCCAUCGGGCACACCCCAUAUUUCCGAACCCCCUGUCUCCCAAGUUGAGGCUCCAUCGGGCGCACCCCCUGUCACCCAAGUUGGAGCUCCAUCGGGCGCACCCCCUGUCACCCAAGUUGGAGCUCCAUCGGUUGAGGCUCCAUCGGGNCCCCCAGCGUCACAAGUUGAGGCUCCAUCGGGCGGACCCCCAGCGUCCCAAGUUGAGGCUCCAUCGGGCGGACCCCCAGCGUCCCAAGUUGAGGCUCCAUCGGGCGGACCCCCAGCGUCUCAAGUUGAGGCUCCAUCGGGCGGACCCCCAGCGUCCAAGGUUGAGGCUCCAUCGGGCGGACCCCCAGCGUCGCAAGUUGAGGCUCCAUCGGGCGGACCCCCAGCGUCGCAAGUUGAGGCUCCAUCGGGCGGACCCCCAGCCUCCAAGGUUGAGGCUCCAUCGGGCGGACCCCCAGCGUCGCAAGUUGAGGCUCCAUCGGGCGGACCCCCAGCGUCGCAAGUUGAGGCUCCAUCGGGCGGACCCCCAGCGUCGCAAGUUGAGGCUCCAUCGGGCGGACCCCCAGCGUCACAAGUUGAGGCUCCACCCGUCUACUCUCCCCCGCCUCCGACCGCGUCUCCACCGCCACCCGUCUACUCUCCCCCGCCUCCGACCGCGUCUCCACCGCCACCCGUCUACUCUCCCCCGCCUCCGACCGCGUCUCCACCGCCACCCGUCUACUCUCCCCCGCCUCCGACCGCGUCUCCACCGCCACCCGUCUACUCUCCCCCGCCUCCGACCGCGUCUCCACCGCCACCCGUCUACUCUCCCCCGCCUCCGACCGCGUCUCCACCGCCACCCGUCUACUCUCCCCCGCCUCCGACCGCGUCUCCACCGCCACCCGUCUACUCUCCCCCGCCUCCGACCGCGUCUCCACCGCCACCCGUCUACUCUCCCCCGCCUCCGACCGCGUCUCCACCGCCACCCGUCUACUCUCCCCCGCCUCCGACCGCGUCUCCACCGCCACCCGUCUACUCUCCCCCGCCUCCGACCGCGUCUCCACCGCCACCCGUCUACUCUCCCCCGCCUCCGACCGCGUCUCCACCGCCACCCGUCUACUCUCCCCCGCCUCCGACCGCGUCUCCACCGCCACCCGUCUACUCUCCCCCGCCUCCGACCGCGUCUCCACCGCCACCCGUCUACUCUCCCCCGCCUCCGACCGCGUCUCCACCGCCACCCGUCUACUCUCCCCCGCCUCCGACCGCGUCUCCACCGCCACCCGUCUACUCUCCCCCGCCUCCGACCGCGUCUCCACCGCCACCCGUCUACUCUCCCCCGCCUCCGACCGCGUCUCCACCGCCACCCGUCUACUCUCCCCCGCCUCCGACCGCGUCUCCACCGCCACCCGUCUACUCUCCCCCGCCUCCGACCGCGUCUCCACCGCCACCCGUCUACUCUCCCCCGCCUCCGACCGCGUCUCCACCGCCACCCGUCUACUCUCCCCCGCCUCCGACCGCGUCUCCACCGCCACCCGUCUACUCUCCCCCGCCUCCGACCGCGUCUCCACCGCCACCCGUCUACUCUCCCCCGCCUCCGACCGCGUCUCCACCGCCACCCGUCUACUCUCCCCCGCCUCCGACCGCGUCUCCACCGCCACCCGUCUACUCUCCCCCGCCUCCGACCGCGUCUCCACCGCCACCCGUCUACUCUCCCCCGCCUCCGACCGCGUCUCCACCGCCACCCGUCUACUCUCCCCCGCCUCCGACCGCGUCUCCACCGCCACCCGUCUACUCUCCCCCGCCUCCGACCGCGUCUCCACCGCCACCCGUCUACUCUCCCCCGCCUCCGACCGCGUCUCCACCGCCACCCGUCUACUCUCCCCCGCCUCCGACCGCGUCUCCACCGCCACCCGUCUACUCUCCCCCGCCUCCGACCGCGUCUCCACCGCCACCCGUCUACUCUCCCCCGCCUCCGACCGCGUCUCCACCGCCACCCGUCUACUCUCCCCCGCCUCCGACCGCGUCUCCACCGCCACCCGUCUACUCUCCCCCGCCUCCGACCGCGUCUCCACCGCCACCCGUCUACUCUCCCCCGCCUCCGACCGCGUCUCCACCGCCACCCGUCUACUCUCCCCCGCCUCCGACCGCGUCUCCACCGCCACCCGUCUACUCUCCCCCGCCUCCGACCGCGUCUCCACCGCCACCCGUCUACUCUCCCCCGCCUCCGACCGCGUCUCCACCGCCACCCGUCUACUCUCCCCCGCCUCCGACCGCGUCUCCACCGCCACCCGUCUACUCUCCCCCGCCUCCGACCGCGUCUCCACCGCCACCCGUCUACUCUCCCCCGCCUCCGACCGCGUCUCCACCGCCACCCGUCUACUCUCCCCCGCCUCCGACCGCGUCUCCACCGCCACCCGUCUACUCUCCCCCGCCUCCGACCGCGUCUCCACCGCCACCCGUCUACUCUCCCCCGCCUCCGACCGCGUCUCCACCGCCACCCGUCUACUCUCCCCCGCCUCCGACCGCGUCUCCACCGCCACCCGUCUACUCUCCCCCGCCUCCGACCGCGUCUCCACCGCCACCCGUCUACUCUCCCCCGCCUCCGACCGCGUCUCCACCGCCACCCGUCUACUCUCCCCCGCCUCCGACCGCGUCUCCACCGCCACCCGUCUACUCUCCCCCGCCUCCGACCGCGUCUCCACCGCCACCCGUCUACUCUCCCCCGCCUCCGACCGCGUCUCCACCGCCACCCGUCUACUCUCCCCCGCCUCCGACCGCGUCUCCACCGCCACCCGUCUACUCUCCCCCGCCUCCGACCGCGUCUCCACCGCCACCCGUCUACUCUCCCCCGCCUCCGACCGCGUCUCCACCGCCACCCGUCUACUCUCCCCCGCCUCCGACCGCGUCUCCACCGCCACCCGUCUACUCUCCCCCGCCUCCGACCGCGUCUCCACCGCCACCCGUCUACUCUCCCCCGCCUCCGACCGCGUCUCCACCGCCACCCGUCUACUCUCCCCCGCCUCCGACCGCGUCUCCACCGCCACCCGUCUACUCUCCCCCGCCUCCGACCGCGUCUCCACCGCCACCCGUCUACUCUCCCCCGCCUCCGACCGCGUCUCCACCGCCACCCGUCUACUCUCCCCCGCCUCCGACCGCGUCUCCACCGCCACCCGUCUACUCUCCCCCGCCUCCGACCGCGUCUCCACCGCCACCCGUCUACUCUCCCCCGCCUCCGACCGCGUCUCCACCGCCACCCGUCUACUCUCCCCCGCCUCCGACCGCGUCUCCACCGCCACCCGUCUACUCUCCCCCGCCUCCGACCGCGUCUCCACCGCCACCCGUCUACUCUCCCCCGCCUCCGACCGCGUCUCCACCGCCACCCGUCUACUCUCCCCCGCCUCCGACCGCGUCUCCACCGCCACCCGUCUACUCUCCCCCGCCUCCGACCGCGUCUCCACCGCCACCCGUCUACUCUCCCCCGCCUCCGACCGCGUCUCCACCGCCACCCGUCUACUCUCCCCCGCCUCCGACCGCGUCUCCACCGCCACCCGUCUACUCUCCCCCGCCUCCGACCGCGUCUCCACCGCCACCCGUCUACUCUCCCCCGCCUCCGACCGCGUCUCCACCGCCACCCGUCUACUCUCCCCCGCCUCCGACCGCGUCUCCACCGCCACCCGUCUACUCUCCCCCGCCUCCGACCGCGUCUCCACCGCCACCCGUCUACUCUCCCCCGCCUCCGACCGCGUCUCCACCGCCACCCGUCUACUCUCCCCCGCCUCCGACCGCGUCUCCACCGCCACCCGUCUACUCUCCCCCGCCUCCGACCGCGUCUCCACCGCCACCCGUCUACUCUCCCCCGCCUCCGACCGCGUCUCCACCGCCACCCGUCUACUCUCCCCCACCUCCGACUGCCUCUCCACCCCCUCCGACUGCCUCUCCACCCCCUCCGACCGCGUCUCCACCACCGGCAUUCGAUGAUCUCAUCCUACCACCAAAUAUUGGUUUCCAAUAUGCAUCUCCACCACCACCACAGUUUCCCGGAUAUUGAGUAGUCUCGUCUUUAUUCGUAUUAUUUCUUGAUAUUUUUUCAUAGCUUCUU
Molecule: messenger RNA, 6001 nt
Organism: Cucurbita moschata (crookneck pumpkin)
Lineage: Eukaryota; Viridiplantae; Streptophyta; Magnoliopsida; Cucurbitales; Cucurbitaceae
Product: proline-rich protein 36-like
Exons: 4
Coding region: 146-5950 (1934 amino acids)
Molecular function (GO): protein binding
Source: RefSeq, a predicted model, not a curated record